CUCCGAUGGCGGAACAUGGCGGAAUAAUCUCGCUUCACUUUGUGGAGUAUUUGUUUGUACGACCGUGUUAAGAAUUGUUCGUAAUGUGCGGACGAGCAGGUCCAAACUGAACCAAGUCAUCGUGGACGUUGAAAGUUUAAGGUUCGUAGUAAAAGCGACCAAAGCUCAACGCGCCCAUCAGGCCCAUUAAAAGCUCUCUGUCCCUGCGCCUAAAGCCCUUGAGUGGCUCACGAGCUGGGCGUUGGGCCAGGCCGUGCAUCGCCAGACCGGUGAGUUCCCACACAAAAUAUCGCUUGGUAGCACGGCGGGCACUCAAAGCCAACUAACCAUGUCUGUACAAAGUGUUGCUCUGGCAUCUCUCACGGCCACCUAUACCGACUCGGAGGGCGAGGACGGGGUGGAAGACGAGCGCCUGCAGGAGGAGAAUUCGAACACUCCCCAGGGGGCCGCCCCGCAUAAUGCCCAAGUCGGUCGUCAGCCCCAGGCCCGAUCUGGCACCAGUCCCAUAUCUGGAGGCCGUUCAGCCUCGCAUAGUCCCGCCGUCGGCAAGUCCGCGGGUAGUAGCGACUUGCCGGAAACGGCUACAAAGGUGCAGCGAUUGGUCUCUUAUUUUGACGAUGCGGUAGUCUCCGACGAUGAGGGGGCGGCCGUUGCUGUGUUGCUACCGUCGCUGCCGCCGGUGCCGUCGUCAUCAUCGUUGAUGACGGUGGGCACAGCGAUUGCCGCGACGGUUGCAGAACGCCCCGAGGAGAAUGGUCUCCCGGUCGCGGGUACUGGCAACAUCGCCGCUACCACCGUCACCGCUGCUGCCGUCGUCGUUGUCGGCGGUGGCGCUGAGCGUCGGUCGCCCUCCUCGCGUUCCGGAGAAUUGCUUUCAGAUAAUAACGGUGAGGCAGGGGACUCUUAUGGUGUGACGAUACCACCGGAACCACCGGGUCAAUGUCCCGCUGAGCUGCAGGACAAGAUUGCGAGGCUCUAUAGGAAAAUGGAGAGCGGCGGGUUGGACAUGAACAUGAUGAUUCAACAGCGCAAGGAAUUCCGGAAUCCCUCCAUUUACGAAAAACUCAUUCAGUUUUGUAGCAUCAACGAGCUGGGCACCAACUACCCACCGGACAGGUUCGACCCAUUCAAGUGGAGCAAGGACUCGUAUUACGAGGAACUUGCUCUAGUGCAGAAGGCGGAGAUGGAUAAGCUCGAGAAGGCGCGCAAAGAGAAGACGAAGAUCGAGAUUGUAUCCGGUACGGCUAAGCGACCCAAUAGCUCAUCAAGCAGCGCCGAGAGUGCCGACGCCAAAAAACGGAAAAGUAAGUGGGACCAAGUGGCGACGGGUGGUGCAGCUGCCGCUGUCGCUGUCGCGGAAAAAAAAACCGCCAAACCCACGGUACUUCUCACACAACCCACCUUGAACCUGACAUCAUCCAGUAGCAACACCAAAUCUACCAUUUUAUCGGCCUUCGGCUCCCUGCCGAAGAAAAGAUUGUAACAUAUUGUGUAAAUGUGUGCUGUGUAAAUAAUGUCCAAUUUCCUUUAGACAGCCAUGAAGCUGCACAAAGGAAAGCGCAGUCCUGUGCGUCUCUGGAGACUUAAGUCCUUGGAUGGUUAUUGAAAUGUUUUUCCAACACGACUUUCAGAAUCAUUAAAUCAGUAUCAGUAAAUACAGAAUCAAUAACGAUAGGAGUAUGGAAAUAUAAGAGCAAAAAGCGUUCUUAUCAUAGCAUAAUCAUCAAUUGGAAUGUUUGGGCUAAAAAGUCAAGAAUUGAAAAAGAUUCACAAAAUUUAUAGAUCUGUAGAAAUUUAAGAAUUUUGUGAAUUAAAAAAUUCAAAUAUUGAAGAAUUAUAAGAUUGGAUCUGUAGACAAAUUCUAGGGAUAAUAUCAACUUAAAACAUUUCUUUACAAUAGUACAGACUAUA
Molecule: messenger RNA, 1911 nt
Organism: Mycetomoellerius zeteki
Lineage: Eukaryota; Metazoa; Arthropoda; Insecta; Hymenoptera; Formicidae
Product: SAP30-binding protein
Exons: 2
Coding region: 329-1483 (384 amino acids)
Biological process (GO): regulation of DNA-templated transcription
Cellular component (GO): nucleus
Source: RefSeq, a predicted model, not a curated record